UUAGCAUGUGUUGUGUAAAGAUUUAAAAGAAAGUUAUAAUGAGUCUUAAGACUGUGAUCUGUGUCUUGUGGGCAGUAUGCGUGGGUCACACUGAAGGAAUCCAGCAUGGUCCAAACAUCAUCAUCAUGCUUAUGGAUGAUAUGGGCUGGGGUGAUUUGGGAGUAUUUGGGGAGCCCUCCAAGGAAACUCCAAACUUGGAUGUGAUGGCUGCUCAGGGGAUGCUGUUUCCAAACUUCUACACUGCCAACCCUCUGUGUUCCCCCUCCAGGGCCGCUUUGCUUACUGGAAGACUUCCUGUGCGAAAUGGAUUCUACACCACCAAUGCUCAUGCUAGGAACGCAUACACACCUCAGGAGAUAGUGGGGGGGAUAUCUCAGGACGAGAUCCUGCUUCCAGAACUGCUGAAAAAGAAAGACUAUGUCAGCAAGAUCAUCGGCAAGUGGCACCUUGGGCACAGAUCGCAAUACUUACCUCUGAAGCAUGGCUUUGAUGAAUGGUUUGGUUCUCCCAACUGCCAUUUUGGCCCCUACAAUAACAGCGUUCGUCCCAAUAUACCUGUCUACAACAACUCUGAAAUGACGGGAAGGUAUUACGAAGAGUUUGAGAUUAAUGUGAAAACAGGGGAAUCCAACCUCACCCAAAUCUAUUUGAAGGAAGGCUUGGACUUUAUCUCUCAGCAAGCCACGGCCCAGCGGCCCUUCUUUCUCUACUGGGCUCCAGAUGCGACCCACUCGCCUGUCUACGCCUCAGAGCGCUUCCUGGGAAAGAGCCAGAGGGGGCGUUAUGGCGAUGCGGUGAUGGAACUGGAUGACAGCAUCGGUCAGAUUCUGGCUCACCUGGUCAGUCUGGGAAUCCACAACAACACAUUGGUGUUCUUCACCUCGGAUAAUGGGGCAGCAGUGAUGUCUGGAGCGCAUCAAAGCGGCAGCAACGGCCCAUUCCUCUGCGGAAAGGAGACUACGUUUGAAGGCGGGAUGAGGGAACCAGCCAUUGCCUGGUGGCCUGGAAGGAUCCCUGCUGGCACAGUGAGUUAUCAGUUGGCCAGUGUGAUGGAUCUCUUCAGCACAAGUCUCUCUGUGACUGGUGUUCUUCCCCCUGAUGAUCGUGUCAUUGAUGGUCUCGAUUUAAGUCCUGUCCUCUUCAACAACUCACUGCUCGACAGCAGGCCCAUCUUCUAUUAUCGUGGCAACCAGAUGAUGGCAGUGCGGAUCGGGCAAUACAAGGUGCACUAUUGGACUUGGAGCAACUCAUGGGAGGAAUACAACACAGGUAUAAACUUCUGUCCUGGUCAGGAGGUUCCUGGUGUUACCACACACACGCAAGAGGAACACACCAUGCAACCACUCAUCUUCCACCUGGGACAAGACCCUGGGGAGAGAUACCCAAUCAGUGUCCAGUCUGAGGAGUACCGGGAUGUUCAUAGACAGGUGACUGCAGUAGUGGAGCAGCAUCAGAAGGAUCUGAUCCCUGGAAUGCCGCAGCUCAACAUGUGUGACCUGGCUGUCAUGAACUGGAGUCCUCCUGGCUGUGAGCUGUUGGGCAAAUGUCUUAAAGCCCCGGAGUCAAAUCCAUGGAAGUGUGUCUGGCCACAUUAAUUUAGUUUUCUAUAAGAACAUUUAUUAAGACAUCUCUCACAAUCAGAUUAAAUCUGAAGGAUCUUUUAAAUGAUUGUUUUUUCUGUCUUGUUACUUUUAGCAUUUUAAGUGUUUAAUGUAUUGUUGUACACAGAAAAGAGAAACAAAAUUGGAUUUUGAUAUUGAGAAGCAGUGAUUUUAGUGUAGUUCUCAUUUUAUUUGUAUUUUUUUGUCUAU
Molecule: messenger RNA, 1811 nt
Organism: Cyprinus carpio (common carp)
Lineage: Eukaryota; Metazoa; Chordata; Actinopteri; Cypriniformes; Cyprinidae
Gene: galns
Product: galactosamine (N-acetyl)-6-sulfatase
Molecular function (GO): N-acetylgalactosamine-6-sulfatase activity; arylsulfatase activity
Source: RefSeq, a predicted model, not a curated record